Molecule: messenger RNA, 912 nt
Organism: Amoebophrya sp. A120
Lineage: Eukaryota; Dinophyceae; Syndiniales; Amoebophryaceae
Source: the annotation of a GenBank genome assembly
AUGGCGACGGACGACACUGCACCGACGAGCGACCACCCGUACUUGACCGAGUACUUCGAGACCCAACUGGAAAUGGUCGAGAAGAACAUGAAGGACCUGUUGAACGUAUCACAGGAAAAUGUGUUUAACGUUAACGGAAUUUGUGAUGCAGUAAUGCAUCACAAAAGCAAAACGUGCCCCAAUUUGUCAUGCAUAGGAUGCAUACGAGGCGAAAUUUGCCAUGCAUAUUUGCAAUCUAUGAAGAAAACGACCGUUAGCGUUAACACUUUUUUGUUGAAUAGAACGACCAAGAAAAGACCUUCCGCAUCGCGCUGGACGCAGAGUUUCGGAAAAAAUACAUGGACGACCAACACGCGCGCGGAGAUGAACGCAAAGCUACAGCCGCUUGUGGAAAAGUCCUUCGUGCACCACGACCUGGACAAAUCCGGGGUGUUGUCCAAAGAGGAAUCCGCGCGGUUUUUCAGCCAUUUCGCGAAGGAAACGAAGCGGUUCGUGUAUGCAUUGGAAAAGUAUCGCGCUAGUGGUAAUCGCAUUACAAAUUUGCUUAGCAUUAGCAUUACAAAUUAAAAUGAAACUUGUAAAUGCUGUUUUACCUUAUUAGGGAGAUUUUUCAUGCAUAACAGCAAUUACUACGAGUGCGAUACUUCUUUUGCAGAGCAUAUCGUGAUGGAGACCACAAAGUUGACCAUGGUGCAAUCGAUGGACCAAGUUGGGCAGGCGUUGGCAAUGCAAUUCCCCAGCGAGUUGGAGGACGAGUUGCAAAUCUCGGCGAAGAUGAAGAAAGUGAUGGAGAGUUCGAUGGAUUUCAUGUAUGCACAGUUGGACGGGCUUUUGGAAGACCUGCAUCAAGAGUACCUGAAGAACAAAGAACAGAACGACGCAAAAGCGUUCGACGUGGUGGACACCGCGAAG